AUAGCACAUGUGUAGCGUAUUAUUUGUUUUGUGAUCGUCCGUGGUGCUGGUUAGUAGAGUUUGAAUGCACGUAAUAUUUUGUGGUUUUUUGGCGUUGUAUUUUUUGGAUACUAUAAUGUGACUAUGAAUGGUGAGUCACUGGUGGGAGUGUACUGUCAGGAUUGUAAAUUAUUAUUAUGCCUUGAUUAUUUCUGUAACAUUGUGUAACUAGCAAUAAUAGAAUUGGCGAUCUUUACCAAAUCACCAAACCAGCGAAGGAGAGACCCUGCAUGCUGGUGCAACUUACAGAGCUCUUGUGAAACUACUCCUAAGAAUGAGGAAAUAUGACAUUGCUAGUAAAGUAUUGAAACAUUGCCAAGAGAAUGGGAUGCAUUUGUGAGUCAGAAGUAUGUGAUCCUCUACCUGCCUACAUUGUACGAGAGCUUAGCUUACAAGCCCCCUCAUAACAAUGACCUCAAGGACUGAUAAUGCAUUUAUCAUACACAUGAAUUGUGUCACAUGACUAUGUGCUACUGUUUCAAUGUUACAGUGUUGUACAGUGUGUGAGGUGUGUGCCAAGUUCACCUCCAUGCCAUUGUCACUGAGGUGACGAGUACUGUCUCAAUACUAGCCCUUUAAAAUAGUGUGUGAGGAGGAGGUCAAGGCGAGGAUGGGAUUGGUGGAGUGUGUCAACCACAACCUAGUGGAGCCCUACCAUCAUCUACGAGAAACACGGUGAGUAUGUUGCACAGAUGAAGUUCACUCUGCUGCUAAUGCCCAAUGGACCACAAAGACUCACCAGUGGCUCCUUUGACCCUGCAUGAGCUAGUGUCUUCACAGCUGAAACUGGAAGACCCUCAACUUUAGCUUUUCCUCGCAAUGAGCGAUUCUUCAGGACAAAAAAAAACUCAGUACUUUAGGUAACUAGCUGUGAGCUGGCUAAGGCUAUGGCUAUCUAUAGUCACUUUCAAUUUGUUUUAUAUUGUCAAAGCUUUUCCUCGCAAUGAGCGAUUCUUCAGGACAAAAAAUUUUGUCCUGAAGAUGUAGGUGAAAAAAACAAAUUGAAAGUGACUAUAGAUAGCCAUAGCCUUAGCCAGCUCACAGCUAGUUACCUAAAGUACUUUGACCCUGCGUGAGCUAGUGUCUUCACAGCUGAAACUGGAAGACCCUCAACUGAAUGUAACGCUGGCUACAGUGUGCUGGUGAGCUGCAGUGAGAAGAUAGUCCAGUCACUCUCUGAGGACUGGGCCCAAAGGCCUUGGCCCUCCACCUCCUGUCAGUUGGGCUCAUCACUGUGUCCAUUCUUGAGAAAACCAACGAGUAUGUGAAUGAGACCAAGAGAGAGAAGGCCACCAGACUGUACACUGCCCUGCUGGGUGUGGUCAAACACCACCCCUACAAGUACCACGAGUUUGUCUCCACUCUCAGACUCAACCCACUACACUCUGACUUGGUCACACAAUUAGAUAGCAAGUACACGUAGUUUGUCUACACGUACGUACAUAUACAUAAUUAUGAUUGUGCGUACCAUCAUUCUUUUUGUACUUGAGAUUGACCUUGAAUUUAUACAUGUACUCACUUAAUUGUUGCAUGUUUGAGCUGAAGCUGUGAAAGUGUAAUUAUUAUUGCAUAUUGAUCAAGCAUGAAUGUCAGUAAGGAGGGGUCCAAACAAAGGGGUGUGGCUACUAUCCAAGAAAAUGGACAUAUGCAAGGCUGCCUGGGCUGGUGACUUGAGUGCUUUAAAAGAUGCCAUCAGGAGGGGAGAGGAUGUCAACAGUGUGGACAAGGCGGACUGGACUCCACUCCAGAGGGCAGCCUAUGAAGGUUACACUGACUGUGUUAGGGAGCUGCUCUCCUCAGGAGCCGUGGUGGACCUGGCUAGCAAUGUUGGGUGGACUCCACUCCAGAGGGCAGCCUAUGAAGGUCACACUGACUGUGUUAAAGAGCUGCUCUCCUCAGGAGCCGUGGUGGACCUGGCUGAUAAGGAUGGGCGGACUCCACUCUGGUGGGCAGCCAGGGGAGGGCACACUGACUGUAUUAGAGAGCUGCUCUCCUCAGGAGCCGUGGUGGACCUGGCUGACAAGGUUGGGGACACUCCACUCAUGCAGGCAGCCCUCUGGGGACACGAAGAUACUGUGAAAGAGCUUCUCUCAUCAGGGGCUUCCCCUCUCUCCACUGAUAAAGAUGGAGAUACUGCUCUGAUGGUGGCCAAGGGAUCAGGUAACACUUCAAUAAUCAAAUUGCUUGAGGAAGCUGCUGCAUCACAUUCACGUCCGCAGUCUGUUCCAGUCCUACCCAAGAACUGGACUGUCGUUACUGACACAGAAACGAAGAAGCCAGUCUACCAGAACAAGGCAGCAGGGGAAACUCUGUCCACACCACCUGGAUAUCCCCUGCACCAAACCUCCGCACACCCUGAUGUCACUUUUUACGACGAACCUGAAGAGAAGGAGUUCACCUCCAGUGGUGGCCAUGCUGACUUUGACAAUGGAGUUCAAGUGACUGUUCCAGCUAAUGCUGUCCCAGCAGGGACCUCUGUGGGCAUUAAAGUCCAACCCAGCCUUGCUUCCAAUGACGUGUUUGUGAUCCCUGAGGGCAUUCAGUCUGCCAGUCCGUCCUACUUGAUCUCUGGUGAAGGUCUAAACAGAGAGGUGACCCUGAGCAUGGAGCAUCAUGUACGAGUGUCCACCCAACAAGAAGCUGAUGACCUCCUCUUUCUCCAAGCUGACUCGUCUCCUAAGAGAUCUGGAUCAAAGAGUAUAUACCAGUACCAAGAGGUACAAAGAGGAAGGUCAGAGUUUACUCCUGGAGGGGACACCGGGAGACUGAGGCUGAGCACACGACUGAAGAACUUCUUUAAAAUUGGGAGGAGAAAAAGAGGCAAUACUGACUGUAACCUCUACACUGUCAGAGUCUACCGGUCUUCUCCACACACAACUGGGGACAGGCUAGCCAUCAUUGUAGCCAGUCUCUGUGGGAGCUUAUACGCUAAGUUUCUAAAGAAACUUGAUAACGUGAUUAUCCCACGAGACUAUCCCAAUGUGUCGAGAGAAGUGGCUGACAGGACGACUCAAGAAUCACUGACGUUUGUUGAUAUGUGUGCCACUCUCAACAUUCACCCAGUGCAGGGAUGGUCUGUGGAACCAGACAAGAAAUUGAUCUCACAUAGGGAAGUGGAUCAGCCUGAGGUGGAGAAGUUCAGACCUGAGGAUCUCCACAACUACCCUCCCAGGAUAAUCUGCAGGCUCUUCCCUGAGGAGAAUGCUCCCAAGAGAACCACCUGUACCAUCUCCUUGUCUGGACUACUGCCACAGGUCGAAUUUCACGUAUUAUUAAAAGCACCCACACCUAAAGUUGCUGUGGACACUACUAAACUACAGGAGGCCACUGAUGAGUUGAGAAGGUCUGCCCUGGCUGUGAAUAACACACAACUUAGCUCUACUGUGAAGAGUGUAGUGUCUCUGAUGGAGAGAAUGACUGCUGCUCUGAGGUCAUCUUCUCUGAGUGAGCUGACAGGCCACACUGACUCCAUACGGACAGAGAUAGCGUCUGUCCUUGUAGUGACCAGGAGGGUUGUCCAGGAGUGCACAGUACAGAGCAUCAGUGAGAACAUGAGAGCCAGUCUCUCUAAGAUGGAGACUUUAUCUCACCAGCUUUGUCAAGUGACAAAGGUCAAACUCAGAUACUGUCUAGACCAGUCAGAGGAGACAGCUGCUCUUGUUGACCUGGUGGAUAAUGGAGCUAAUCUGUUGAGAACUGUAGACUGUCUACUCAGGGACAUCCGUACACUCAGUGGAGUCAGUGGCCUGGCAGAGAGGAUAGACAUUGAACACCCUCUACUCAACAACAAGAUUGACAGAAAAGAGUUCGCAUAUUUGGCCGCUUACUUUGACGACGUGAUAUUGUACUCUCAGGCAUUGGAACUCACUCCUCCUGAGCAAGCUGAUGUGAGGCGGUUUCUAGUUUUGUAUGACACACGAACGGCCAUGAUGGAGUGUUUGUCCCUGUGGCAAAAAAGAAAGCCUGCUACUACAACAUACAUCGCUCUUAUUAAAGUACUCCAAAAGACAAGAAGAGAUGACAUCGCAAGUAAAGUGUAUAAACAUUGCCUAGAGAAUAGUGAACUUACAUAGCACAUGUGUAGCGUAUUAUUUGUUUUGUGAUCGUCCGUGGUGCUAGUUAGUAGAGUUUGAAUGCACGUAAUAUUUUGUGGUUUUUUGGCGUUGUAUUUUUUGGAUACUAUAA
Messenger RNA from Halichondria panicea, 4224 nucleotides. RefSeq lists its product as uncharacterized. Gene Ontology annotation, molecular function: protein binding. The record is from RefSeq and is a predicted model, not a curated record. Lineage: Eukaryota; Metazoa; Porifera; Demospongiae; Suberitida; Halichondriidae. The coding region runs from base 1626 to 4112 and encodes 828 amino acids. The transcript is spliced from 22 exons.